Molecule: messenger RNA, 5302 nt
Organism: Pomacea canaliculata
Lineage: Eukaryota; Metazoa; Mollusca; Gastropoda; Architaenioglossa; Ampullariidae
Product: next to BRCA1 gene 1 protein-like
Exons: 15
Coding region: 140-3043 (967 amino acids)
Biological process (GO): macroautophagy
Cellular component (GO): phagophore assembly site
Molecular function (GO): zinc ion binding; ubiquitin binding
Source: RefSeq, a predicted model, not a curated record
AGCCACAGGUGAUAAGGCAUACGAGCAGCUUACUGUUUCCAGCCUGUCCAAAGCUGGAAAACGUCACAGACUGGAUGAAGAUUUUAAGGAAGAGGAGACAAAGACAGAUCACCUUUCACAUCAAAACUUUAUUCUUUACAUGGAAAAGAUGAAGGAGGAGCUUAUGCACAGAUUUCCUCAGAAGACAUCCAAAGAAGUUAUCCGCCGUCUGGAAGCAAAGCAGUUGAUUAGAUCCAGUAGCGUGGACAGUGCUAGCCAUAGGAAAUCUCAUGAUUGUUCCACUGUGUUACACAAGGGAACAGUGUGUGACAAUUGUGAAAAGGUCAUUGUGGGAACACGAUACAAAUGUGGCAAUUGUUUGAAUUAUAAUCUCUGCGAGGCUUGUGAAGCACGACCAGAUGUCCACAACAUGGAUCAUGUGUUUCUGAAACUGCGUCGACCUUGUCCAAGGGCUUCUUCCUACCAUAGUCCGCUUUUGGGGGUAAUUUUAUACCCUAGCAGUAAAGAGUGUCAAGAAUCAGAGGUCACCAUGUUGAAAAAAGGAGAGCUGGAAAAACUGUUUCGCAAAGCAGACAAGCUUAAACGCCUUGAGAUCAAAAACAAAGAGAAGUUGCGCCGCAAAGAGGAGAAACUGAGGAAGAAGGAACAACAACUUGCUCAGGAAGGAAUUUCACAUUUAAAGAGUCCUGAGAGCUUUGGGGUCUUGAAAGCAAACUUUGUUUGUGACAUCACUCUGCCAGAUUAUUCCAUUGUGAAGCCAGGGGAAUGCUUGACCAAGACAUGGUGCAUUGAAAAUGGAGGCAGCAUUCCCUGGCCUUGCAAGACAGUGCUGAGGAUGAUUCAUGGGAACAUGAAUGCUGCAGUUAAUGAGAUUGAUGUGCCACCACUUCUACCUGGUGAAAGAACUAACUUGACAGUCCAGCUUUUUGCUCCUUUGAAGCCAGGCAAAUAUGACAGUCGCUGGCGUCUGUUUGCACAUGAAGUUAGGUUUGGACUUAUUGUAUACUGCAUUGUUGAAGUGAGCGAAGAGCUUCCAGAAGCAGAAAACAGUUUUGAACCCUUGGAACUUCCUGCAGCUGAUCAGCAUAAAGCAGAGGAAAAGACAGAAACACGAACAGCAUUUCCACUUGGGGGUGUCUUCAAGAAGAACGAAGAAUGCCAGGACAUGAAGAAACUAGAACAGACACUUCCUCUCAUCUACAUUGAAGAGGAAACACAAGAUCUUGAUCCAGCUGCAUCAGAAGCACAGCAGGAACAGAUGCAGGCAACAGAAAACUCAGGCUAUGAUGCAUCCGAUGACUAUCAGGUUGCAGAGGCUAGUGCUGAGUUCCUGUGCCACCCUAUAGGAGCAGCUGAUAAUCUGGAGCAGCCUGAGAAACUUAAGAGACAUCCACCUAGUAUUGUCAAACAAUCUGAUGAGGACAGGGAAUUUUGGUCUCGUAGAUUUACUGGCAUGUCUGCAGAUAAUGAGCCAUCCACACCUAAUAACACACCUCUAGAUGUCAGCCCUCCUCCCGAGCGCACCAUCCACUUUCCAGAACCUGAACUUCUCUCCAAACUUUCCUUGCAAGUCCUUGACAGUGAUAUUGUACAGUCUGACUGUAGAUCUGAUAAAAGCUCUUUCACCACCACAGAAGACUCUGGUGUGCAGCAUGACUACUCGUCAGAAGCAGGGAACCAAAGACCACCGCAGGAGAAAGCAGAUGCUGGCACCUGUGAUGGAGAGCACUCCCCAGUCAUUGACUGGACAUUUGUCCAUGAGCAAUCCCCAGACAGUUCGGCUAGCACUGCUAGCAGCGUGGAAGUGGUUACUGGUGAAGAGCUGACCGAUCUAGAUCAUCAUCAAGAGUCAGGAUCUGUCAACAUUGCCGAGUAUCUCAGCCAAGUUGCUCCCAUAAAUCCAUCUGAUUGGCGAGGGGCAGACAAGUAUGCAGAACUUGAAUCUCUGGACAGUUUUUCUGAUGCUAGCUCAAGCUUGGAUGAUGAGUUUUUCAUCGUAAGGUUGCCUGAUUGCUUUGACAUCAGUAAGCCUCUUCUUCCCUCUGAAGCAUUGUCAACUGGUGACAAGCGAUACAGUCUUCAGUCACAUUUCGCAGCAUUAGAUAAUGAGAGGAAAGAGGAGGAAGAAGAUUUAGAAUCUGAGACUGAUGAUGCCCUUACAGAGCAACCAAGUCUGGAUGACAUGCUGAAGGCAUCUGGCAGCAUUGGAACUCCCACGCUCAUCCCAAAUUUCAUGCCAUCUGCUGAUGCGGCAACUUCAGCAGAUACCAAUGUUACAGUUUUUCGUGAGGAUGAUGAAAAAAUGUCAGAUGCAGAGGCUGCUGCUGCUGGAGACUUUGAGAAUGCUGAAGAAAACCCCAUAGAAGACAAUGCCCCUAGUUGCGCUGGAGAAGAAAGCAAUGAGGUGUCACCUGCAGAAAGUGCCCAGGAGUCUGAGGAAAAUGGGAGAGCUGAAGAGAAGGAUGCCGAAAGUGGUGCAUCUGCCACAGUAUCUGGUGACUGCGAUGAGCUGCCAUUCUUACCACUCUCUCAUGAUAUGAGUAUCCACGCUAAUCAUUUAGUACAGAGUGCUGUCUCUGUGGCCUCCAAGGCAGCUUCCCAGGUUUUCAAUACUGCUAAAGAUGUCUUCUAUACUCUCCAGGGGAGACAGAAUGAAGAGAAACCAUCUACCUGGAAGCCACCAGAAUCCACCUGGACACCACCCAAGUCUGAAUGGACACCACCUAAGUCUAAAUGGACCCCACCUCAGUCCAAGUGGAAGCCACCGCAGAGUGAAUGGAAACCACCUGCAAGCACUUGGACACCCAAAGCACAAGAGUAUGAUAGUACAGUGAAAGAGGCCAAGGCAGAGAGUAAGCAGAGCGAUGUAGAAGAAAAGCCUGGCACAAAAUAUCCACAAGUCAUGAAGCGAUUGGUGGAAAUGGGCUUUUACAACAAAACUCUUAACCAGCAGCUCUUAGAAGAGCAUGAUGGAGACCUGGAGUCUGUGCUUUUGGAACUUCUUCAGUUGACUGAUAAUGACUGGGCAGAGACUAGGCACUAGUAUGCUUCCAUACAGCAUGCAUACAGCUACAGAAUGGGCUUAGACAUCAUGUUCAGCAUGCCUUAAUUAAAAAACAAACUGUCCUGAUGUGCAUGUUUUAAUAUAAUUUGCAGGCCUUUCAUUCUUUGUGCAUAUGCACGAUAGUUUGUGUGUGUACCUACACUUGUUGGCAUACAUGCCUUAACAUCUGUCUCUGUGUGAAAUCAGAGGAGGAUGCUUUCCUGUGGUAUUUUUUAACACUACAUGAUUUAUUAUAGGAAGAAGUUUGGUCAUCUCGGUUGGUUGUGGUUGUGUGCUUGACAUUUAAAGGUUGACUUUGGAUCAGAUAUCUAAUGGUAUUUGACAUGAAACAUACAAUUUUGUAAAAAUCAUUUAAAACAGCCGUGGUUUUCAUUGGUGGGCUUUUAUUUUGUUGUGGCAAGGUGAAGGGUAUAGUUUGUAUGUAUAGUUAUUCGAUGAACCUGAUAGCUAUGUAUGCAGCCGCUGCUGUUUUUGUACUGUGAGAAUGAAUUGGAAAAUGUGUUAGACAUCUCAAGAAGCGCAGUUUUUGAAGGUGACACAGAUGAAGUAUAUUUUACAAUUUAAUUUAACGCAACAGUUUAAACCCCAACCCUAUUGGUGCGUUUGAUUUUGUCAAGCACAUAUUUCACAUUGGAAUUUAUUGAUGAGCAGAGCCAAAUUUCUACCUUUUUGCAGGUGCCUAGAGACAUUCCUUUCUCCUGAGAGCUGUUUCGUGUUUUUGAAUUUGACCAUCAAAGUUUAAUAGAAUGUCAAUAUUCGGUGACUGGUUAUAAAAUGUCUUCUUUUUAUUUGUGUAAUACUUGCCAUAAUGAUCGCUCGAGUUAUUCUGGUAUAACUCUUUUUUUUUUUUUAAAUAUAUGUAAGACACAUUCAGAUUCUCCAGAAGGAAAAUUGAUGGAUUUAAGGUGGCUUUCUUUGAAGAAAGGUUUCUUAUUUCUGGGAGGAAAUGUAGCCAUAUGAUCAUAAAGACUUGGUCAGAUUAUGUGUUCGGAUGAACAGAGAAAUGGAGUUACUGUGUAAAACAUUGUAAUAGUGUAUAUUGUUAAGAAAAUCUUUAAAACUGUCGAGAUGAUGUUUGUGAUACAGAAUAUUUUGUCAUGCCUGAAACCUACGCAAGCAACUUGGAAGUGUUUUGUGUAGGGUAAAAUCUGAAUAAGUUUUUUUUUAUGGGUUUUGCAGGGAUUUUCAUUCCACACUAUAAAACAAUUGUGCAUGUAUGCAUAUGAUGUGCACAGUUUUGACAGCAAAAUGUUUAAAUGCCUCUUUUACUACUUUGUGUUAAUUAACCCUAUUGGAAUAUGGAGUCGGUUAUAAACCAGCAUGUUACCAAUGAAGAUGCCUGUUGCUAUAGAUUUUGAUUAUAUGAAUGGACAGAUUCCGAAUGCUUUGUAGACCAGCUUAUUUGCAACCUAGCUUUACCUAUUUACCACUCCUUGUGUACCUCACGUGAACAUAAUGGAUUUUUUUUUUCUGUCGGGAUCUACUCCGACAAGCUACAAGCUCUUGUCAGAUUUUUAUUUCUCUUCUUUUUUGGAAGCUCUUUAAGGUGUUACCUCCAUAAGUGCAGAGAUAUAUGUUACUGUAAGGAGCACUAAUGUUUAGUACAAAAGAUUUAUAUGUAUCCACCAAAAUGUUCAGAAUUUGUUUUUUUCUUUUUUAAUCUUUAUGUAACUUCCAGUCAAUAAACAGCACAUCUGGAACAGUUUAAACAAUAUCUGCAGUUUAGUAUGUAAACUCUUGGAAAACUUUAUUGAUUUGGCUUCUAUUUCAACCCUGUAUUCAUGUCAACUCUGUAUUCAUGUUAAAAAGAAAAAAAAAAACACACAAAUUGCAUGACCCUAUUCCUCUUUGCUGUCACUAUAGCAGAGGUUCUAGAUACAAACUGUUGAAAAUUUAGCAGCAGGUAUCAGGUUUGUAACACUGAUGAAUUGUUUCCAUGCAUAUUUUAACAUUUUCAACAAUUUCUUUCCUUAUAGUCUAUACUAAAGUGUAAUGAAAAGUGAAUGAUCUUGAUUUUGAAAACUUGUUAUCUUGUGAUAUGUUUGUGCCUGAACCUGUGAAAAAUCAUUGCGUCAAGUACUGAAAGGAGACAUCAUUGCAGAGAAUUACUGCAAGUGGCACCUAAAUAGUUGUUUCAUUUGUUGACUUAUACAAAGUGUUUUUGAAUGGAGCUUGGUUGCUUGUCACAUUACAGAGAUAAUGUUCUAUGGUGCAAAAAUAAAGUUUUCAGAAACCAGG